Messenger RNA from Plasmodium adleri (nom. inval.), 3924 nucleotides. RefSeq names its product DEAD box ATP-dependent RNA helicase, putative. The transcript has a single exon. NCBI's taxonomy places the organism in Eukaryota, Apicomplexa, Aconoidasida, Haemosporida, Plasmodiidae. Gene Ontology annotation, biological process: ribosome biogenesis. The record is from RefSeq and is a predicted model, not a curated record. Gene Ontology annotation, molecular function: ATP binding; nucleic acid binding. Bases 1 to 3924 code for a protein of 1307 amino acids. Gene Ontology annotation, cellular component: nucleus.
AUGUUAUGUCCUUCAAAAAUAAAACAUGGAGAGAAAUCAUGUAGAAAUAUAUUUUCUUACGUUUUUCAAAAAAAAAUAAAAAGAAAAAGAAAAGAAAAUGAAUAUGUAUUUGGAAAGAAUAUAAUAAAUGAGCUUAUAUGUAGUCCAGAUAGUAUCAAAAAAAAUGAUAUAGAAGAUGAAAAAAAAAAAUAUAUAUAUAAUGAAGAAAAGGAAGGGACUUGUAUAUCUAAUUUUGUAAAUGAAAAGAAUAAAAUAAUUUAUGAUAAUAUAAAAGAUCUAAAUAAAUAUUGUAUAGACAAAUUUAAAAAGUAUAAAUGUGAUCUUUAUAUAUCUACUUCAUCUAAUAGAGAAUAUGUAACUUAUUAUAUAUAUGAUUUUUUUUUAAACUCUGGAUUAUUAAAAGGGUAUCAAACAAAUGAAACUACACACAAAAUAAGUGAUAGUACUAUGAAUGGUAUUAAUAUGAAUGGUAGUAAUAUGAAUAGUAGUAAUAUGAAUAGUAUUAAUAUAAAUAGUAGUAAUAGUAUUUAUAGUCUUUGUAGUAAUUAUCUUGUGGGUGAAAAAAAAAAAAAAUAUAAUAAAUUUUGUUCACAAAAUUUUAUGGAAUAUUAUAAAAAUUUUGUUGCACAAAAAAAUAUUUUUUAUAUAAAAAAUAUAAAAAGAAUAAAAAAAGUACAAGGUAAUUAUUUAUUUAAUUUAAUAAAUUAUUGUGAAUCUCAUAAAAAAGAAUUCUUAUUAUCAUGUUUAGAACAUAAAAAAAUUGAUAACAUAAAUCUGGAUAAUUAUAUUAAGUUAAGUCUUAUAAAAAAUUUCCAUAUAAAAUAUUUGACAAGUGUUCAAUAUGCUACCUUUCCAAUAUUUUUUAAAAAUUAUGAUUUAUUAAUAUCAUCAUUUAAAAGCUCAGGUAAAACAUUAUGUUAUAUGAAUUGUCUGUUACAUAAAAUAAUAAUACAAAUAAAUAAUAUAAAAAAGAAAACAAAUAUAAAAGAUAAUUAUGUUUUAGCUUUAAUAAUAUGUCCAAAUAUUUUAUUAGUUGAACAAUCUUAUGGUGUUUUAAAAAAAUUAAUUAUGUAUCAUCCAUAUAAUAUUAUAUGUCAUUAUAUGCAUGGAAAGAAAUAUAUAAAUAUACAAGAUGAAUUGAAAAAUAUAAAAAAAAAAAAACCACAUAUUAUUAUAAGUACACCUGCAUAUCUUAUAAAUUUUAUAAAAUAUUUCAAACAAUUUUCAAAUAUGUUUUUUUUAUGUGAUACAUUAAUAAUUGAUGAAGCACAUUUUCUUCUAGAUAAUAAUUAUAUGAAAAAUAUAUUAAUAAUAAAAAAUAUAUUGCCAAAAUCUCAUCAAACGAUAUUAUUAACAUGUAUUGUUAAUAAUUUUCUUAAAAAUUUAGCAUAUAGAUUUUUAAGAUUGAAUUAUAUACAUAUAAAUUUUAUAAAUAAUUGUAUAUAUGAUAAACAAUUAGUCAAUGCUUCUAUAAAUACAAAACAACAACAAAAAGAAAAAGAAUUAAAAGAAGAAAAAGAAAAAAAAGAGGAAAAAGAAAAAAAAAAUAACGUUAUUAAAAAUAUUCAAUAUAUUACAAAUAAUAUAUAUCAUAUGAAUAAAAAUAAAUAUAAAAGAAUUAUUCAAAAUGUUUAUAAUACAAUUAUCAAUUUUAAUCUACAAUUAUAUAACAUAUUAAAUAACAAACAUAUGUAUCCACAUAAUAAUAUACUUUAUUGUGAAAAUAUAGGAAAACUCUGGUACCCUAAAGAAGCAAACAUAUUUUUUCAAAACAUUCAAAAUGAAAAUAAUUUAAAUAAUCAUAAUGAUAUUAUUAAAAAAAAGACAAAUAUUAUCUCAUCCAAUUUAAAUUAUGAUACACACAUAUAUAGUUCAUCAGAAGAAUCAAAUUAUAUCUUACCAUUUUCAAAAAAAAAAAAAGAGAAUAUAAAAAAAUUAAAAUUAAAUAAUAGCGAUUAUAAUAGAUAUCAUUGUUCUCAUCACAAUAAAAAUAAUGACAUAUAUAUACCUACACAUAUACUCUUAAAACAAGAAUAUUUAAUAUAUGAAGCUAAUAAAUUAUCAUUAAUAUUAUUUAAUAUUUUACAUAACGAACUAAUAACAAAUAAUAAUAUAAAUAUUGUAAUAUUUAUGCCUACAGUAAAAAUAUUACAAUUCUUUUAUGUUAUAUAUAAACAUUAUAUAUUUAAAGGAUAUAUAUUCUUAUUAUAUUUAAAAUUAAAAAAAAUCAAAUGGAAACACUCACAAGACAUUAAAUCGUAUAUUUUAGAUCAUUCUACAUAUUAUGAUAAAGAUAGCGUAAAUUUUACAGUAUCUUCAAAUCCUUAUAUAAUAACAAAUGAUAAUACAUCUGAUCAAAAUAUUAAUGCUAUUAAAUUGGUCGACCAAAAAGAUAAUUAUAUAAAUAAUCAAAAGGAUAAUUAUAUAAAUAAUCAAAAGGAUAAUUAUAUAAAUAAUCAAAAGGAUAAUUAUAUAAAUAAUCAAAAGGAUAAUUAUAUAAAUAAUCAAAAGGAUAAUUUUACAAAUAAUCAAAAGGAUAAUUUUACUAAUAACCAAAAAGAUAAUUUUACUAAUAACCAAAAAGAUAAUUUUACUAAUAACCAAAAAGAUAAUUUUACAAAUGAACACAUGUGUAAUUAUCUAUUAAAUUAUAUACAACAAUUUACAGAAGAAUAUGAAGAAUUAAAAGAUAUUUCUAUUUUAUCAUUACAUAGUAAAAUGAGUCUAGAUAAAAAAAGAUAUACUUUAAAUUGUUUUAAUGAUACCAACAUAAAUAAUCAUGAUGAUGAAAAAAAAAAAAAAAAAAAAAAAAAAAAAAUCUUAUUUGCCACAUCAUUAUUACAUCAAGGUAUAGAAUUAAAUAAAGUUAAUCUUGUAAUACAAUUAGGAAUGUCUAAAAAUAUUGAUGAAUAUAUUUUAAGAACUAACAUAGUUACAACAAAAUAUACUAGUGGUAGGAGUUUAUUAUUAUUAAAUGAAUUAGAAGCUCACUAUCUAUAUAUUCUUUACAAAAAUAAUAUUCCUAUCACUCCUAUAAAUAAAAAUUAUAUUAAUAUGGUUUAUAAAAAUAAUCUAUUAUUACAACAUUUGUUGAAAUAUAAAUAUGAUAUGGCAACUAAUGAAGAGCAAAAUAUAAACACAGAUAUAAAAAAUAAAGGUGAUAAAAUAAUGAAUGGCACUAAUAAAAAUAUAAAUGAUAAAUAUAUAUAUGAUGAUAAAUAUAUAUAUGAUGAUAAAUAUAUAUAUGGUGAUAAAUAUAUAUAUGAUAAAUAUUUAUAUGAACAAAAUAAUUCUUCUAUUCAAAUACAAACAUUUAAUAAUUAUUUGCAUAAAAACGAUGAUAACAAUUUCUUUCAAUAUAAUUACCACAACGAAAAAGAUUAUCAAAAUAUUUUUUUUACAUUUAAUAUAAAACAUAUAGAAUGGCAUAAAUAUAAACAUUUAUUGUCAUCAUGUGAAUUAAUGUAUAGAUCUUUUCUUGGAUUUUAUUGUGAAAAAAAUGAAUUCCUCAAAUAUGAAAAAUGGCAAGUUCCUAGUCUAAUUAAAAAUAUUAUUUAUUCUUUUGGAUAUUUAGAAAAUUUUUAUAUAACAAAAUGUAUGGCUGCUAGACUACAAAUUAUUAAUGCACCAGAUAUAUUCAUAAAAUUUAAUGCAACUUCAAAGAGUGUACUCAUUUCAUCCUUACCAACUUAUAAAACUUAUAAAUCAAAAACAAACGAAUUUAAAUUAAAAAAUUAUGCUAAUGAAAAAUCAACAAAUAUUAAUACAUCAAAUAUAAAUAAUUAUAAUCAACAUAAUAUUAAUUAUGAUCAUCUAAAUGAUCAUGAUUCUUUAUAUGAUUAUAAUUUAAUAAAACCAAAUGAUCAAAGACAAGAUAUGCAAACACAUCCUUUAUAUUUUACUUUUCAAAAAUAUGUAUCUUAA